Molecule: messenger RNA, 776 nt
Organism: Erythranthe guttata (spotted monkey flower)
Lineage: Eukaryota; Viridiplantae; Streptophyta; Magnoliopsida; Lamiales; Phrymaceae
Source: RefSeq, a predicted model, not a curated record
AAAAAGGAAGAGAAAAAAAAAACGCUUAAAAAUGUCAGACAACAUUGAAUCCGCAAAACAAAUUCCUCAAACCCAAGAUCUCCCCCCUUCAGCCACCGCCAUGGCCGAAAUCGAGCAGUCAGCCCCUCAAUCCGAGACCUCAAACACCACCACCGCCGAGAAAUACCCCAACGUCUCCUUCAGCAUUUGGCCACCGACCGAGCGCACGCGCGACGCCGUGAGGAACCGCCUCGUCGAAACCCUAUCGUCCCCCUCCAUUCUGUCCAAGCGAUACGGCACCGUUUCCCGCGAGGAAGCCGUCGAUGCCGCCAAGGCCAUCGAGGAGGAGGCGUUCCUAGAGGCCGGGAAGGCGGCGACCACCGACGAAGAGGGGAUCGAGAUCCUGCAGGUGUAUUCCAAGGAGAUCAGCAAGCGGAUGCUGGAUACGGUGAAGGCUAGAUCUGGAGAGACGGCGGCUGCUCCGGCGACACCGGCGGUGAAUGAUGAGCCGAUUAAGCCCGAGGAGGAGGAUGCUGGGUCCACCGCACCGCCGCACAGCGAGAAAACCGAGUCCGUUGCCGAUGAAGAAUGAGUAACCCUAAAAUACUAUUGCCAAUUUCCCCUCUUUUAAUUUUGUAAUCUUUGUUAGUGGAAUCUCUUUCGGAAGUUUUUUAAUCGUGUUUGGGAUCUACUGAGUAUUACUAUUUUUAUCAUGUCAGAACAUCUUGAUGCUAAAUAUAUUAGUUUAAUUAGAUCUUAUCACAUUUCCUUAUUUGGUAUUUGGUAAUUAUUUCUUG